Messenger RNA from Telopea speciosissima, 2996 nucleotides. Its product is annotated as serine/threonine-protein kinase/endoribonuclease IRE1a-like. The coding region runs from base 35 to 2812 and encodes 925 amino acids. The transcript has 7 exons. NCBI's taxonomy places the organism in Eukaryota, Viridiplantae, Streptophyta, Magnoliopsida, Proteales, Proteaceae. The record is from RefSeq and is a predicted model, not a curated record. Gene Ontology annotation, cellular component: IRE1-TRAF2-ASK1 complex. Gene Ontology annotation, molecular function: protein serine/threonine kinase activity; ATP binding; RNA endonuclease activity. Gene Ontology annotation, biological process: protein phosphorylation; mRNA processing; intrinsic apoptotic signaling pathway in response to endoplasmic reticulum stress.
UCUCUUCGUUUCGGGUCUGGUUUCGAUCGUACUGAUGAAAUCCUAUUGGCUCUUUAUUCUCUGCUGUUUGUUGUUCUUUGCGGGGUCUUCCGCUUCUGAGGGAGAUCUACCGGAUUUAGAUUCCAAAGAGAUUGCCAUCUCCAAUCCUUAUGCCGACGGUCUAGAUAGCACAAUGUUUGCUGGGACCAGAUCUAUACUGUCGUUUCCAUCUGCACAUGACACAGGACAAGAGGAUGUCCUUCCAAUCGUUGCUACUCCAGAUGGUACGAUUUAUUCCGUAGACAUUGAAUCUAAAAAGAUACUUUGGUCAUUUAAGUCGGGUCCGCCCAUUCAUUCUUCGUAUCAGGCUUUUCUUAACCACGAUAAGGACAAGGAAAAGGAAAAUGCCUCUGGAUUAAAUUAUGACUUCUUCAUUGAUUCUGGAGAUGACUGGGAGCUGUAUGUGCACCACAGGGGCUCUGGUAAAAAAAUGAGACUUGGGAGAACCCCAGAAGAAUUCGUCGGAAAAACACCAAUUAUAUUAGAUGGAAGCAUCGUUCUUGGAUCAAAGAGAACUACUGUUUUUCUUGUAGAUGCCAAGAAUGGAACUGUGCUUAAAACAUAUGAGAUUGCUCCAUCUACAUUACCAAUGAAGAUUGAUGAAGAGACAAGCCUUGAAUCCAAACAAGAUAUGGAGGAAGGGGUAAAGCCCAUUGCUAUGGAUCCGAAGUCAGUACAUCCACUUUGCAUCACAAGAACUGAUUAUGAAAUUCAGUCUUCUUCGCUUCAAUUUUCGGGUAAGAUCUUGUGGAGUAUGACACUUGCUGAAAUUGGGCUUCUUGAUACUUGUCAAAGAAGUGAGAGUUCAUCUGUUGCUGCUCCGUAUGGUACAAGAACUAGGCUUGGUUUAGAAUAUCAGGGUGAUACUGAGACACGGGGUUCUGUCAUCCGACUUCAUGAUACUAAUUUCUUACAAAACUUUUCUCCAUUUGAUCAACUACCAAAGGCUCCUUUUGAAGGUCUGGUGCCCCCUCAACCUGUUCCUAGCCAUAAAUUUUUAUUGCCAAAGUCCGAUGAUUCACACUGGGCUCCUCAUGAUGUUGAAAAAAACUGUGAAGUGGAGAAAACAUGUCUCACAGUAAUGGGUAGUGCAGAUAGGCACAUGGUGAGCAUGAAUGAUACUGGCAAGCAGGAUGUGGUGAAGUAUUUUGACAAUGUUACUGGUUCACUUGUGCCAUUCAUCACUCUAUCUCUACUUCUUGUACUGUCCAGUGCGGGCUUUGUCAUGUACCAUUCGAGAGUACAAAGUAAGAUGAAUAAGCGGCUGAAGGAUUCCAAAGGGCACACUGUAGGGUCUAAAAAGAAGAAAGCUCGUAAACCAGGAAACUAUAUCAACAAUGAGAAAAAUAGUAAACAUGUCUCAUCUGAAAGUGAUGAUCAAGAAACUGAUGAGCUUCCACACACUGAGGAAAAUGAUAAGAACCCCCUGUGGUCUAUUUCAAAAUUGUCUGAUGGUGGUGUGGAUGGACGUAAGAUUGGGCAGCUAUUCAUAUCCAGCAGGGAAAUUGCUAAGGGAAGCAAUGGUACUGUUGUUCUUGAGGGAAUUUAUAAUGGCCGUCCUGUUGCUGUCAAACGUCUUGUGAAAACCCAUCAUGAUGUGGCUUUUAAAGAGAUUCAAAAUCUUAUUGCAUCUGAUCAGCAUCCAAAUAUUGUUCGAUGGUAUGGAGUGGAGUAUGAUCAAGAUUUUGUCUAUCUUUCUCUGGAGCGUUGUACUUGUAGUUUAAGUGAUUUGAUUCAAACAUACUCAGAUUCUUCUCCAAAUUCUACAUUUAAUAAGGAUCAGGCAACAAACUCAAUGACUGAGUAUAAUGUUCGGUUGGAUUCAGCAAUAGGACUUAGCAAGGAUAUUGAAUUGUGGAAGAGGAAUUGGUAUCCUUCACCCCAACUGCUAAAACUUAUGAGGGAUGUGGUUUGUGGCCUAGCACAUUUGCAUGAACUGGGAAUCAUUCAUAGAGACUUGAAACCUCAAAAUGUGUUGAUCAUAAAGGAUCGAUCAUUAUGUGCAAAACUUUCUGACAUGGGUAUUAGCAGGCGCCUUAUUGGGGAUAUGUCUUCCUUGGGUCACAGUGCUACUGGUAGUGGUAGUUCAGGUUGGCAAGCACCUGAACAGCUCCUUCAUGGACGCCAAACACGUGCAGUAGAUUUAUUUAGUUUAGGCUGUGUCCUCUUCUUUUGCAUCACUGGAGGUAGACAUCCAUUUGGUGACCAUCUUGAACGUGAUAUAAAUAUUGUGAAGAACAAGAUGGAUCUUUUCCUGGUAGAGCAUAUUCCUGAAGCUACGGAUCUUCUCCUUCAGCUGUUAAACCCCGAUCCAUUAUUUAGGCCCAAGGCGAUGGAGAUAUUGUGCCAUCCUUUGUUUUGGAAUUCUGAGAAACGGCUCUCAUUUCUUCGAGACACCAGUGACAGGAUAGAAAUAGAAGAUAGAGGAAUUGAAUCUGAACUACUAAACGCAUUAGAAAGUGUUGCACCUGUUGCUUUGGGUGGGAAAUGGGAUGAAAAGAUGGAAGCUGCAUUCAUCAAUAAUAUUGGCCGUUACAGGCGAUAUAAGUUUGGUAGUACUCGUGAUCUAUUACGGGUCAUGCGAAACAAGUUGAAUCAUUAUGGAGAACUUCCAAAACAAAUUCAGGAAAUUCUUGGACCAGUUCCCGAAGGAUUUGAUGGUUAUUUUUCAUGUCGAUUCCCCAAACUCUUAAUUGAGGUAUAUAAAGUUAUAUGCACAUACUGCAGGGAAGAGGAAUGCUUUUCAAAGUAUUUUAAAGAUAGUUUGUUCUAAUUUUAGCCUGCUUCUUCUAGUUGUCAUAAAGUGCCCUGACGUACUGAGAUGUUCCACUUGUAAGUUUCUUAACAAUGUAGGCACCCUGUAUUUAACUAUUUAUUGUUUAUGUAAACUGUAAAUAAUAAAUGUAAUUGUAUUGUUAUGUGAAUUACUCUUAAUUAAUCUGAAUGUUCAUUUUACU